This is a messenger RNA of Gopherus flavomarginatus (Mexican gopher tortoise), 3593 nucleotides long. RefSeq lists its product as uncharacterized. The transcript is spliced from 4 exons. The record is from RefSeq and is a predicted model, not a curated record. Lineage: Eukaryota; Metazoa; Chordata; Testudines; Testudinidae. Bases 2907 to 3137 code for a protein of 76 amino acids.
CAGCCCUCCAUUGCACUGGAGUGUUUGAGAGUGAACCGAAAGGAAGGGUUAAAGGGAAACGACCGUUUCCAAGCUUUUUUUUUUUUUUUAAAUCAAGUCUGACUUCAUCACUUGUUAAUUUUUUCAGUCCCCAGCAAAUUGCUGUGAAGUUGAAAGAUGCUCAAGAGUCUCAUCUCUCUUAAUGAGUAGUAAUGGGGGUCUCUUGAUGAUUCCUAGCUCCUUAAUUUCUGGAGGGCGGGGUGGCUAGAGUUGGUCAACCCUGCUUUUUAAAAAUACAUUUUGGAUGUUUUCAUCCAUCUUCUGGACAAUUAUUUUUUUACCCUGGUGAAUUUAAUAGGUGUUAAAUAUUUGUGGACAUGAGAGGCCGGGAACGUAAUGCAGACUUAGUGCCAAACAUACCACAGACAACAUGUGCCGUACGAAUUUCCUCCUACUUCCCCCACACAGUACACUGGGGUCUCAGCUAAGAUCAUCAGAGGCACAUUGCUUGAUACAGACAGAGUAGGAAUGGGUUGCUAGGUGGUUGCUGUUGCGACUGUUUUCGUUAGUGCAGUGUCAUGUUCGAUGGCAGUGGGCUGGUUUUGCAAUUGGCAGGGAGCUCAUGAAACAGUUGCAAACCCCACGUUGCUGACGUUCAACAAAAUUAGAAUGGCAAACUACUCCACCCACUCAGAGCCAAGUGGUAUUUCUCCAGAGAGAUGGGGAGAGGUUCUCCCCUCCACUACAGCCUCUGUGCCCCAUUCCGGAGGCACAGCUGGCCAGGGGAGAUUAUCCUUGAUGCUGAGUCAUCCCCACACUGCCUCUCCACCCCUCCCUCAAGCCCCAGGGCGAGAGGAGGAUGCCAGGGGAGUCGCCAUAGUGUGGCGUGCUAAGGAGAUUCUGUGCUGCUCCAAGUUAUUUAGCAGCUCUUGGAAGGCUGCUGCAAAUGAGAGCAGCAUGAGGCUCUCCAGUUUAUGCUGGUGGCCUCAGCAGCAGCCCAGAAUGACACAAGGGUGGCACGGAGACCCCUUUGCUUUGCCACCCUGGGCUGUUUAUUUUCUGCUGUGCCUGCUGGAGAAAGAAUUCCCACAUCUCCCACUCCAUAAGUCUAGGAUGUGGCUAUGGUUAAUUCCAUUCUACUGCGUGAAAGCUCCUUGGAGUCGGAAAAGCCAAGUAAGUAGCAGGAUGACUGUCCCAGUUGGGACUGAGGGGGACGUCUACACUUGGCGCAAGAGGCGUGAUUCCCAUCUCACGUAGACAUGCUAGACCUCGAGCUAGUGUGCCAAAAACAGUAGUAGGGGAGUGGUGGCACAGCUAGCCAUGCUGAGUACUCAUUCAUGGGCUUCAGGCACAACUAGCCCAUGCUACAGUGGCUACACUAUUCUUGACAUGCCAGCUCAAUGUGAGCCUAUCUGAUGAGUUGGGAAUCAGCCCCCUAGCUUGUAGUGUGGACAUAGCCACAGGCCUGUGUACCAAUGGGAGUUUAGGGUGCUCAGGACCUUACGAGGUAGAACAAUAAAAUUUUACAUUUGACCUUCCGUAGAACAUUCAUCUGGCAGGAAAUGGCCUCCAGUUUCAAAAUGUCUGUUCAUUGCUGCUGUUUUGCCUCUCCUGCUCUACUGCUGAGAAAUUAUGGUUAAAAAGCCCAAGAUUAUACGGACAGCGCCAAGAACCUUGGGGUGACACAACUGUGUUCCCAGAGCCGAGAUAUGGACCCUCCUGCUUUGUGGGUGGAUGUGAGUUUAAGCCACACACUUCUUGGACUGUUCUGAUGAUGCAAACGGGGGCUGUGGGGAGUACAGCCAGGCAUGUUAAUUUCAGCUCCAUUAGAAACGCAGGGAAGCCAGGCCUGGCAAGUGGAAAAGGAUUGAUCGGAAGGGGAAGAAAUCUUUUUGAGCACCUGUACUGAUACUGUAACCAAUAGAGGGGCUAAAACCUUGGCCGACUGCAGUGCCUGAGACAGCUAUGAUGGCAGUACUAAUUUCCUGGGGAAUAUUGGGUGCCUCCAGGCCACCCCAUUCAAAUGUAUGAAUAAAGUUGGCUUUGUCAGAUGCACUCCAUGUCUAAAGUAAGGUUUGCCCAUGCUUGCUCACCUGCCCAAAGCUGGGCUGCAUUUCUAACUGGACUGAGCCUGUGAGUAGAUGCAUGAACAUACAGGGAUUUUAUAAGGAACAGUCUGACUGAAGAAUUCCAAGACAUGUGUAACUGAGACCAUACACGGUGUCAGUUUAGUGUCUCAGCUGAUGUGUUUCAUGCGACUGUGCAGUUGCACACGCCAUGAUGUACCAUGCACUGCUGUAGCGUGAUGGACACAGUCUGAUCCUGCAGUCCUUACCUGCCUAGCGCUCCCCUUGAAAUCAUUGGAAGGUCUAGGUAAGGACGGCAGGGCUAGACCCACGUUUGUGAAGUUGUGCAGGCAUUUGCCUCACAGGUUGUGUCUGUAUAAAUCCCAGCUAAGGGCUUGAUGUGUGGAUUAUGUCUGUAUCUCACUUGGCAGCUGCUUUAACCAUUUAAGAUUUACCCGGCUGCUGAGUUAGGGGGAGGAGGGCAGAGUAGCCAUCCUGAUAGCAAAGGACAAAUGUGGGGUAGAUCUGCUGACAAACAUGAGACUGCGAAACACAAGAUUGUGACCGUGCCCUUGAAUUCCUGAUGGUGGGGUUCAGAAUGAGCAUCAGCUGAGGAGGAAAGCCAGUACUGAAGGGGUGGGGAAGAAUGUAGGGGAAGGGGGGUUCUUCUUGCCUAAGCAGAACCUUUGCCGCAGUUAGCGGAUACAUCUCGUACCUCAGCAGCACGAGAUACAGACAGGACACAAGAUGAAACUGGGGAGGUGGUUGUGUGUGGUGACUGGAAAGUGAUCAUGUGACUAGUUUAAAAGGCUUGUCCACAUUAUUUCCCCUAGGAAACUCUCCAGACAAGGAUAACAAUGAAUGGAGGGUCCUGGGUGGGUGAGGAGAGGGGAGGAUCAUGUGUAUAUGAGAGACCAAAAGAGGCACAAAGAAUUAAAAAAGAACGAACCUUCACUUUGCCCUGGGCUAAGAAUUGAGAACAAAUCAGCACACGUGGAUUUUACUAGAGUUUCUUUACUGCUUGCAACAACAAUUGAUGUGAUUUGGAGCCAGGAGAGCUUGUUCCAUUUGGACUUUAUCAGCUCAAGGUAAAGAGAGCUUCUAUCCCAGGCUCUGGUGCCCUGAACAGAUUGUUAAAAACGUAGUCCAACCAGAGAGACAAACCAACAACCUUUCUCCAUGCUAAAGAAGGCAAGCUACAAACCUGAGAUGUGCUCUCCAGAGCUACCACAAAACCCUAACCCCCUCAGCUAAAAGUCCCCCCUACACCCUCAGCCAAACCUCCCCCACUCUGCAGAUUUCAGGCCUGCCCAAAUAGGCUUUGCAGCAGGCCCUAAAGACCCACAGGUUCAGGCUAUUUUAGACUAGUUGGGGAGCUCAAUGCCACCUCCAGAGAGAACCCUGCUACCAGCUCAUUCCUUUCUCACCACAGGGGGUUCAGCUAAAGCACUCACCCCUCUGAGGUCAAGUGUUGCAUAGCAUGGAGGAGGUCUCAGGGAGGAGAUCCCAGACCAUUUAGGGCUUUAUAGGUCAAAAUCAUUUGACUCA